ACUUUUUUCUAUUUUCAUCAUCAUAUCCGUCAUGCUGUUGAAAUUGGAGUGUGAAUAUUGAAACUCAGCGUGAUUCUGAUGUAAUUCAAAUCAUUGCAUCAUUUCAUCAUGGAUUUGGAAACUAAUUAUUUUCCAAUAUCAUUUGUAAAUAUUCCUAUUCAUAAAUUUGAAUACUGGGUCUUACCUAAGAUAAGUGACAUUGAAUUGAGUAAAUUAAUCAACGAAUUCAGCAGAAAUUUUUAAAUUUGUUCUACGGUUGUUUCUAUGAAAAUGGUUUCAUCUAUAUACCUAAUAAUAAUAUGAUUCAACAACUUUAUGAUAAACAAAUUGAAUUUAGACAUAAUAAUUAUCGUUUAAUUUUGAACAAAAUUGUUACAUUUAAAUCAUUUGAAUCAAGUGAUAUUGAUAUGAAAAAAAUUAUCGAAUUUCGUUAUACACAAAAACGUAAAAAGAUUACUUCAUUGUUUUGUAUUGAAAGAAUCAAUCUAAAUGAAUAUCCAGUGCAAUCGAUUUGUGUCGGAUUUCGACUAAAUAUUAUGAUGAUGAGGAAUAUGCUUUUGAUGAAUAUAACAAGAUCGGUGAUUGCAUCCAACUAUCGUGGUAACGUUAUCAAUGUAUAUAAUUUGCCACGUGUUCGUGAUCUAUUUAUUAAAAAAUCAAAUAUCGAUUUGAAAAGCUAUUUUAAAUGCAUAAUCCAAUGUUCAAAAGAAAUAUCUGAAUGUUUAUCCGAUUACGGCAUACGUUUAUCAUCAACACCAUUAAAAACGACUGGUUAUAAAUUGUCAAAACCAAAAUUAUUGCCAGAAAAUGAUGAACAUAAACCAUUCUAUAUGAUACCACCGAAAUCAAUGGACUGGGUUUUAUACAUAUUCGAUGAGAAUUUUAAUGCAUUGAAAAUGGAUCAAUUUAAAUUCUUAUUCUAUGAACGAGCUAAAUUCUAUGGCAUUAAUCUGAAAAGUUGUCCUGAUUCCUCUUUUAUUCAAGUGAAAAAUGCAACUGAUAUUAGGGAUAUCAUUUCUGAUAUGAAACAAAAAAUGACAAUUGACUUUGCACUUUUCGGCAUUUGUCGUGGAAGUAAACUUGAUAAUUUUGAAAUUUAUGAAUUAAUCAAAUACUAUGGUAAUACAGUUUACGGUAUCGUUAAUCAAGUUUUUUGCACCGAUAAUUUGUAUCCAAAUAAUCGUUAUAUGGACACUUUAAUAAUGAAAAUAUGUAUGAAAAUCGGUGGCCAACCAAAUAUUGUACAUCCAUAUCAUUGGAAUCGUUUUCCAUUCGAUCCUGAUACAACGAUGAUCGUAGGAAUCGAUGAUUUUGUCAAAACUUUCCAGCGAAUAAAAUUAAAUUUCAUUUCAUUUGUUGGUACUGUUGACGAUAUAUUUAUUCGAUAUAUAUCGGAAAUACGAAUUUUUCGAAAACUCGACGAUAGUGUUUAUGAAUCAAUGUUCGCUAAUUUAUUGGAUGAAUAUCAAAAAAGAAAUGAUUAUUUUCCAACAACAAUAAUUAUAUUCCAAAAAUUUCCAAUGGGAGAUUUUAAAAAAGUUCUUACAUCAAAAUCAUUGAAUAAUGUUAAAUUAACAGUCAUUUAUGUGGAUAAAUUUACAUCAUCACAUUUUAUGCCAUCAACAAUGACUAGUUCAUCAUCAUGUUUGAACGAAGAAAUCAGCAACCACAAUGGAACCAGUGUUAAUAUGAAUUUUUUAUAUCCUAAUUUAAAUGAUAAUCUAUUGAAAGAAUUCAUUAUCAAUAUUAAAUCACCAACAUUCGAUAUAGAACAAGAGCAAAACCAACAAUAUUUGAAACCAAGUCUUUAUACAAUUUUUUUGGAUGAUUGUAAUUUCACUUUGGAACAACUACAGGAUAUUUGCUUCACAAUGUGUCAUUAUUAUUAUAAUUAUUUUGGUUGUAGCACUAUACCGGCACCAAUGGAAUAUGCAUAUCGAUUUGCUCGUGAUGCUUGCUCUAGAUUUGCCGUACAAAGUGUUGAUCUACCAUCAUCCGAACAAUCAACGAUCGAUGAAAUGAUUGAAUAUUUUCAUCAAAAUUCAACAAUUCAUGAUAAUCUUGAAUAUUCCAUAUUUUGAAUAUUAAUAAUAAUAUAUAUAAUCAAUGAAAAUUGAACGAUUUUUUAAUAAUCAAUAUAAUCAAAAAUAUGUUUAUUUAUAAUGGCCAUAAUUGUAAACGUUUACCGCUAAAUUUAUUUAAUUCAUUCAUUUGAUUAUGUCGACUAAAAUUACUUAUUUCAUAUGCAUAUUUGUAAUCUUUUUCAAUAAAUUUAUCGUUCAUCAUUUUA
This is a messenger RNA of Dermatophagoides farinae (American house dust mite), 2290 nucleotides long. Its product is annotated as putative protein tag-76. Lineage: Eukaryota; Metazoa; Arthropoda; Arachnida; Sarcoptiformes; Pyroglyphidae. The record is from RefSeq and is a predicted model, not a curated record. Gene Ontology annotation, molecular function: nucleic acid binding.